Molecule: messenger RNA, 1407 nt
Organism: Austrofundulus limnaeus
Lineage: Eukaryota; Metazoa; Chordata; Actinopteri; Cyprinodontiformes; Rivulidae
Gene: ubxn1
Product: UBX domain protein 1
Exons: 10
Coding region: 49-954 (301 amino acids)
Biological process (GO): negative regulation of protein ubiquitination; negative regulation of proteasomal ubiquitin-dependent protein catabolic process; negative regulation of protein K48-linked deubiquitination
Cellular component (GO): cytoplasm; nucleus
Molecular function (GO): K48-linked polyubiquitin modification-dependent protein binding
Source: RefSeq, a predicted model, not a curated record
ACAUCUGACUUUCCGUACAGAGAAGUGGCCGUAAACUGGUGUGUCAAAAUGGCAGAGCUAACAGCUCUAGAGAGCCUGCUGGAGAUGGGCUUUGACAAAAACAGAGCGGAGAAAGCUGUGGCUGAAACAGGAAACCAGGGAAUAGAGCAAGCCAUGGAUUGGUUAAUGGAGCAUGAGAACGACCCAGACAUCGACGAGCCUUACGUGCCUCCUGUGGGGAACGUCCUGGGAGAAGAAGCUGACAGUCAGACCAACACAGAGCAGGAAGCCACUGAAGGAACCGCACACGGUGACAACAUUGAGAACAUGGAGACUUCGAAGCGGCCAAUGACCGAGGAGGAGAAACGCGAACAAGUCAAAAGGCUAGAGGAGCUGAUGCGCGUGAAGCAGGCCGAGAGACGAGAGCGCGAGCGAGCGGAGGAGGUGGAGCGGGAGAAACAGCGACGGCGACAGGGCCAGGAGCUGCAGCAGAUCCGCCAAAAGAUCCAAGACGAUGACAUGAAGAAACUGGCCGAGCAGAGGAGGAGAGAGAAGAUGGAGGACAAAAUGGCCAGGCAAAGGGUUAAAGACAAAAUAGCGAGAGACCGAGAGGAGCGAGCACAGAAGUUUGGAAGUGGUGCAGCUUCGAGCGCAGCUGCAUCGACGCAGCCGACUUUACCCAGCCCCUCCUCACCCACCGGUCAGGGCCCUCCGCCCACCAAGAAAGAGUACGACCAGUCAAGGAUACAGGUUCGUCUUCUGGACGGCUCCACGAUCACGACGGUCUUCAAGGCUCAGGAGCCGCUGGCGGCCGUGCGCGUCUACAUCCAGAUGAACAGCAACACACCUGAGGGUGAGGACUUCACGCUGCUGUCACCUUACCCCCGCCAGGUCUACACUGAGCUGGACAUGGAGAAGCCCCUCAAAGAGCUCGGUUUGGUGCCUUCAGCUGUGCUGGUUGUUACCAAAAAGUAAGACCAGAAGGAUCUGCUCUGUGAGCCUACCUCACCACUUCCACCACAUCGACUGCAGACACACCAGACAGACUGAUCCAGGAGCAGCUUCUGCCAGCUGACCUGAAGCUGCGUUCAGACACGACGAAGUGUUUUAAAAGAGCAACCGAAUGCAAAAUUCAUGACGAAGCUUCACGAGUCGGACUUUUUACCUGUCAAAAAUAAAUAAUAAAAAAGCAGAUACUUCAAGAAACAGUUUCAACACGUUAGAGAAGAAAAUAUUCUGUUGUUCAGUUUCAGCCUGGUUCUUAAAUUACUACACGAGAAGAGUGGUUCUGAAAGGGCCUUAAGUUUAUUCCUCACGAUCUUCCUGUUUUUUGUGACUUUCUAUUUUUUUAAACAGUUUCAGCUCUGACGUGUAUGUAGACAUGGUUACACAGAAUCCACUUACAAUAAAGCUGACUUGGUCAAUUCA